Messenger RNA from Brassica oleracea var. oleracea, 1582 nucleotides. RefSeq names its product pentatricopeptide repeat-containing protein At3g13160, mitochondrial. Gene Ontology annotation, molecular function: protein binding. Lineage: Eukaryota; Viridiplantae; Streptophyta; Magnoliopsida; Brassicales; Brassicaceae. The transcript has a single exon. The record is from RefSeq and is a predicted model, not a curated record. The coding region runs from base 206 to 1390 and encodes 394 amino acids. Gene Ontology annotation, cellular component: chloroplast.
UAACUCUCAAUUCCGAAUAAUAAAUUAAAGACCAAAGUAAAAAUGAGUCGUGUGUUUUACAAAACUACCACUCCCGGUUCAUUUUCUUUCUAAUCCUUCUAAUGUCGCAAACCUAAUUUAAAGAAGCUGUUCCCCUGAAACCCUUAAAACCUUUGGGACAUUCCGACCUAAACAAAGACAAAUCCUUUCACACACCAAACAAAGGAUGUCGUCUCUGUCUCGCCUUCUCCUCCGUGCCACCAACAACUUCAACACCCCCACGAGCGGCCGCUUUUUCUCCGCCGCUACCGCUGCUGCAGCCGCAACCUCGCAACGAACACCGUCCCUAAUCACCCUCGUAAACGACGAACAAGACCCUAAGUACAUCACGGAGAAGUUCAAAAAGGCUUCCGAAACGGAGUGGUUCCGGAAGAACAUAGCCGUCUAUGAGAGAACCGUCCGCCGCCUCGCCGCAGCCAAGAAGUUUGAGUGGAUCGAGGAGAUCCUGGAGGAGCAGAACAAGUACCAUAACAUGUCAAAGGAAGGAUUCGUGGCGAGGAUCAUCAAUCUCUACGGACGAGCUGGUAUGUUUGAGAAUGCACAGAAGGUGUUCGACGGAAUGCCUGAGAGAAACUGCAAGAGGUCAGUGUUGUCUUUCAACGCUUUGCUGAAUGCGUCUGUGAACUCCAAGAAGUUCGAUUUGCUCGAAAGUAUCUUCAAGGAGUUGCCAGGUAAACUCUCGAUCCAACCAGAUAUUGCGUCUUACAAUACUCUGAUCAAGGGGUUGUGCGGAAAGGGUUCUUUGUCGGAAGCUAUUGCGUUGAUUGAUGAGAUUGAGAACAAGGGUCUGAAACCUGAUCAUUUCACCUACAACUUGCUUUUACAUGAGACUUAUACAAAAGGGCAUUUUGAGCUGGGAGAGGAGAUAUGGGCUAGAAUGGUGGAGAAGGAUCUUGCAAGGGACAUACGUAGUUACAAUGCUCGGUUGUUAGGAUUAGCCUUGGAGAUGAAAUCAGAAGAGAUGGUUAAUCUCUUUGACGAACUUAAGGGUAAUGGGAUCAAACCUGAUGUAUUCACGUUCACUGCCAUGGUUAGAGGAUGUGCCGGUGCAGGAAAAAUGGAUGAAGCCAAAACGUGGUACAAGGAGUUAGAGAAGAACGGUUUUCGCCCAAUGAAAUUGCUCUUUUCCACGUUGCUUCCUGCAAUGUGCAAGGCUGGUGAUUUGGAGUCGGCUUUUGAGCUCUGCAAGGAGAUAUUCACUAAGCGUCUACUUGUCGAUGGGGACAUCAUGCAAGAGGUAGUUGAUGAAUUGGUGAAAGGAUCAAAGAAAGAUGAAGCUGAGGAGAUUGUUGAACUCGCCAAGAAGAACGAUUAUUUACAGUUCAAGCUACAUCUCUCUUCGAAAGAGUAGUUCAUUAGCAAGCUUCUCUACCUGAGUCUAUGUUUCCUCUCUUAAGUGUCUUGUUGUUGCACACUGUGAGACCAGUGUUCGAAUAACCAAACUACCUUUGUGUUUGUGUGCUUUCUUUGAAUUUUGAGAAAUUUAGACUUAUUCCAUUCUUUUUGUUGUUAAUGCCUAAAAAACGAUAUGCAGUUAAUGGUU